Pseudopipra pipra is the source of this 9237-nucleotide messenger RNA. RefSeq names its product multiple EGF like domains 11 (gene MEGF11). Gene Ontology annotation, biological process: heterophilic cell-cell adhesion. The transcript has 30 exons. Bases 1673 to 4795 code for a protein of 1040 amino acids. The record is from RefSeq and is a predicted model, not a curated record. NCBI's taxonomy places the organism in Eukaryota, Metazoa, Chordata, Aves, Passeriformes, Pipridae. Gene Ontology annotation, molecular function: scavenger receptor activity; protein binding.
UGGCUGAAAACGAGCUGAGGGAACAGAGGGAGCUCUGAGGGGCAGCGAGGAACGAGCUGAGGGACAGGCGGGACGGGUGAAGACGAGCUGAGGGAACUGGGGAACUCUGAGGGACAGGGAGGGAACGAGCUGAGGGGACUGGAACUUGAGCUGAGGGACAGGGAGGGAACGAGCUGAGGGAACCGCAAAGGCCAGUCUGGGGCGGACUGAGGGAACCGGGAGAGCUCUGAGGGACGGGGGGGAACGAGCUGAGGGCACCGGGGCGGCUCUGAGGGGUCGGUGCCAGGUGAGGGCUGAGGGGAAGCCCGGCCAGUGCAGGUGCUGAGCCCCAGCUCGUGUGGGUGGGCGAGCAGAGAGGACCGAUACCCUUCCAGUGAGGGAAAAUUGAGAGAUUUUGGGGGGACAGUGGAGAAAAUGUUGGAAAAGCAGUUGGAGUGUCCAUGGGAGGCAAAUGAGAAGAAACGCUUAAACUCUGUUAGGCCGCAGUGGCAGGAGGAUGGGGUGGUUGUGGUGAAGAUACAUGUGGGGUUUUUCUGUUUGCUUUUAGGUUUCUCACUCCAAGGACAGUGAUGUGGAGGUAUUGGAGGCACUGGAGGGUUGAAAAGGAUGCAGGGAAGAACAAGAACAAAUCGAGGAUGCCUUGCUGUGCCUAGGCUCUAGACCUGCUUAAGUGCAUAUGUGUGACCCUCCAUGGUUUUCCUGGCGUCUUCCAGGAGAGAUCCCAGGUCCAUUCCUCAGUCCUGAUUUUGUGGGAUCACCUGCAGCCCUCAGGGAGUUGAGCGACAAGAAAAGGAUUUUGCAUUCGCGCGUUGCUGGGCUUUGGAAUUUUCUCCCUGGAUUUCGGUUCGUUUUUCGCGUUUGCAAUACCAGGCUGAGCUCGUGCGAGCUGAGCUCCCCCUUCAUUCUUCACUGGCUCCCAUGGGAGCAGGGUGUGGAUUGAGGGCUCCUUUCCCUCCACUCCUUUCAUCCCCGAGGUCUAACGGAAGGAAGAGUCAGGUGUCAAUAACUGUCCUCUUCUCCUGUUGAUUUGAUCCAAUGGACUGACAUGCAGGGGAGACUCAGAUGAAAGUUGCAUCUGAGGAGUGUUUGUGCUCAUAGCUGAGGAACCUUCCCAAAGCUGCCUUCCUCAUUAUCCACCAAAGUCCUCCUGCUGUUCCACAUACUAAUUCCAGAGGGUGGAAUUAAUGCUUUCACAUGGCAAAGGCCAACUGUAACUGUUGCUUCACACUGAAAACACAGAGGGAGAAGGUAUUUCACUAAACCAUCACCAGUGGACAUCACAACAGGGAGAAAAUGACAACCACGGGGGGCGAUUCCUUCCCCGGCUGAUGCCGCUCUGAGCAUCCAGAGCCCGCCGAAGGCAGCAGCGGUGCAGUCGCUGUGACAGUGCGAGGGCAGAAGCUCUGGACGGCAGAGGAUGCUAGAGAAGAGGGCCAAGCAGCAUCCAGGAGCUUUCCCCUGCUAUCCUGGGAAUGUGCUGGGUGUCUCCAUGGGCUGGGAGGAGUAAAAACAGGAUCCACUGGGAAUUUUUAGCACUUUGAGUUGCUGAUAACUGAUGGAAGGCGACGAGCGGGCGAUAAAUUCCCUGUUCCCAGGCAGGUUGUCUUUCCUCCUGUAAUUAAUUCAGCCCCAACCCAAACUGCUGAGGCUCUCAAGGAGUUAAGAUACAACAAUGGUGGCACUUACACUGUUCCAGUGGAUUCUAAAAGGGCUUAUCUUGACUUUUCUGCUGAAAACUACUCUGUCCCUAAAUCCAGAUGAUCCAAAUGUUUGUAGUCAUUGGGAAAGCUAUGCUGUGACAGUGCAGGAAUCUUAUGCUCACCCCUUUGAUCAGAUCUAUUACACACGAUGCACAGACAUCCUCAACUGGUUCAAGUGCACCAGACACAGGAUCAGUUAUAAAACCGCCUAUCGGAGGGGGCUGAGGACGAUGUACCGGCGGAGAUCCCAGUGCUGCCCCGGCUACUACGAGAGCGGAGACUACUGCAUCCCUCUGUGCACGGAGGAGUGUGUGCAUGGGAGGUGUGUCUCUCCUGACACGUGUCACUGUGAACCAGGAUGGGGAGGCACUGAUUGCUCCAGUGAUCUGGCCACCUCUGAUGGGCUGGGGGAGCCCAGCACUGCUCCAGCAGAGACUGGUGGGAACAGCAACUACAACAGCUGUGACAGCGAGCACUGGGGGCCCCACUGCAGCAACCGCUGCCAGUGCCAGAACGACGCGCUCUGCAACCCCAUCACGGGCGCCUGUGUCUGCGCCGACGGGUUCCGCGGCUGGCGCUGCGAGGAGCUCUGCGAGCCCGGCACCUACGGCAAGGCCUGCCAGCUCCAGUGCCAGUGCCACCACGGGGCCACCUGCGACCACCAGACCGGAGAGUGCCACUGCGCGCCCGGAUACACCGGAGUCUUCUGUGAGGAGCUGUGUCCCCCUGGCAGCCACGGCGCCCAGUGCGAGCUGCGCUGCCCCUGCCAGAACGGGGGCGUCUGUCACCACAUCACCGGGGAGUGCUCCUGUCCCGCGGGAUGGACGGGGCUGGUGUGUGCACAGCCAUGUCCUCCUGGAACCUUUGGAAUCAACUGCAGCCAGGACUGUCCGUGCCACAACGGAGGACACUGUGACCCCGUGACAGGAAAAUGCAUCUGCACAGCUGGCUAUAUAGGAGACAGGUGCCAGGAGGAGUGUCCCAUCGGGACAUACGGCUUCCAGUGCUCACAAACCUGCGACUGCCAGAACGGGGCCAAGUGCUACCACGUCAACGGAGCCUGCAUCUGUGACCCCGGCUUUAAAGGGAUUUACUGCCAAGAAAGGAUGUGUCCAGAAGGGUUUUAUGGCCUCAAAUGCAACAAGAGAUGUCCUUGCAAUAUUACCAACACCCUCAGCUGCCACCCCCUGUCUGGAGAGUGCAGCUGCAAGGCUGGCUGGGCUGGGCUCUACUGCAACGAGACGUGUCCCCCGGGCUCGUACGGCGAGGGCUGUGCCCUGGCCUGCCCCUGCCACAACGGGGCCGACUGUGACGGCGUCACCGGGGCCUGCUCCUGUGCCCCCGGCUACAUGGGAGAGGACUGCACCAUCACCUGCAUGGCAGGAACCUACGGAACCAAUUGCUCCUCAGUUUGUAACUGCAAGAACGACGGUGCCUGUUCCCCUGUGGACGGGCUGUGCUACUGCAAAGAAGGCUGGCAAGGAGUGGAUUGCUCUAUUCCAUGUUCAAGUGGAAGCUGGGGUCUGAACUGUAACCAGACGUGUUCCUGCACCAAUGGAGCUGCCUGCAGGCCAGCAGACGGCUUCUGCCUCUGCUCCCCGGGAUGGCAGGGGGAGUUCUGUGAGCAGCCCUGCCCUGAUGGAACAUAUGGUCUUAAUUGCAGCGAGCGUUGUGACUGUAACCACGCCGAUGGGUGUGACCCUGUCACUGGGUACUGCUGCUGCCUCGCAGGCUGGACAGGCAUCCACUGUGACAACAUCUGCACCCAGGGCCGCUGGGGCCCCAACUGCUCCAUCUCGUGCAGCUGUGAGAACGGGGGAUCCUGCUCCCCAGAGGAUGGCACCUGCGACUGCGCCCCGGGAUACAGGGGACCCUUGUGCCAGAGAAUUUGCCCCCCUGGUUUUUAUGGACACCACUGUGGCCAGCCCUGCCCCCAGUGUGUGCACAGCAAUGGUCCUUGUCACCACGUGUCGGGACACUGCGACUGCCUGCCUGGAUUCUUUGGCCCUCUCUGCAACCAAGUGUGUCCCAGUGGGAAAUACGGGAAGGACUGUGCCGAGGUGUGUCAGUGCACCGAGAACGGGACGUGCAAUCCCAUCGACGGAUCCUGCCAGUGCUUCCCAGGCUGGAUAGGCAUGGACUGCUCUCAGACCUGUCCCAGUGGGUUUUGGGGCCCUGACUGCUUUCAUUCCUGCAACUGCCACAACGGAGCACUGUGCAGCCCCUACGAUGGAGAGUGUCGAUGUACCCACGGCUGGACGGGGCUCUUCUGCACUCAGCGUUGCCCAGCUGCUUUUUAUGGAAAGAACUGUGCCAACGUGUGCCAGUGUCAGAACGGGGCUGACUGUGACCACAUCACUGGGCAGUGCACGUGCAGGACUGGAUUUACAGGCAAACAGUGCGAGCAGAAGUGCUCACCAGGAACGUUUGGUUAUGGUUGCAAACAACUUUGUGAGUGCAUGAAUAAUGCUACAUGUGACCAUGUCACGGGGACCUGCUACUGCAGCCCAGGCUUCAAAGGAAUCCGGUGUGAUCAAGCGGCUCUUAUGAUGGAAGAAUUAAACCCCUAUACUAAAAUUAGCCCUGCUCUUGGAUCAGAGAGGCACUCAGUGGGAGCAAUCAUUGGAAUUAUUAUUCUCCUUCUAAUUAUUAUGGUCUUGCUGGCACUGUUUGUGUGGUAUCGACGGAAACAGAAGGAGAAGGGCCAUGACAUGCCAAGUGUAUCUUACACUCCAGCCAUGAGGAUGACUAAUACAGAUUACUCACUUUCUGAUGUAUCUCAAGGUAGCGGCAGUGUACACUGCUUUUCCAAUCCCAGCUACCACACUCUCUCAUGUGGUGUGACCUCACGCUUCUUUCCCAGUAAUCUGGAUGGAAACAGCUCCAGUAAGCUCAGUAACAAAAUCCUUGACAGAGAAACUGCAGACUGGAGACCCUACAGCUAUCUGAAUGAACUAGAAUUGCCAGCAGUGAAAGGUGGAGAAUUGAGAAUUGUUUCCUUUACCACAAACCACAGACUAGGAGAGCAGAGUCAAUAUUCAUUCCAGCCUCCCUCCCAAGGUUGCUGGGUUGAAUCACCAUCAUCUACCCCAUAAAUGUUUUUUUAAGGACUGACCGAGGACAUUAAAAAUUCAGAUUUGGGAUUUUUUUUUGGUUUUGUUUUUCCUUUUCUUUCAUGCUUAAUAAAGCUCAGCACUAAAUGCUGGCAUGUUGAUGGAGGUGUGGAGCCUCUGUGGGAGCUGGGCCGUGCCAUCCACUGUUAUCUCCCGGUAAAUCACACCCUGCCCCCUUCUCAGGCAACUCUGAACCACCAGCCGGUGCAGCCAAGCCAAGAGUGAAGUUUAAUUACCUUUCCUGAGUUUAUUCUCCCUGGCUUAAGUUUUAACAGGGUUUUCAGCAGCUCUUAGCUCAAGUCCUGCCCAGAUUUAGUGCUUUGGAUGGUAUUUGUUUUCCUAUCUGAGCACUUGGAGUUUGGCUUCUCAGUGGCAGAGAAGCCAUUUGCCCUUUCCUUUGCUGGGAUUACUGAUAUCUUACUGAAAAUAUGCUGUAGGGGGGGAAAGUGCAGCAUUAAGAGGUAUUAUGGGAUUUUUAAGGUCAACUAUCUCCCAGCUCACGUGGCACAGGAAUGAGCCCAGGGCAGCACCAGGCAUCACAUCCUGUCACAGCUCCUGGCACCCCCCAGGCCUCGCUCCAGAGAUCAGGCCUUCCCUGCAUCAGGAAAAUCACAAACCUGUCAAGCUUCAGUGCAAAACCUUCUCAUCAUUAAAACCAUUAAUAUGCUUUGCUGUAUAAUAACCUGCAGAACUGCUGUUGUGCUUAUCUGUACAUGACAUGGGGGCUGGGAGGGUCAGGGUUUCCAAAUGCUCCUCAAAUCAAGUUAAUUUUCCUUUUACCAUUUUGCUGCUUUUUUUUGCACACUUAUUUGCUUUAUUUGUGUUUAUCUUGCUGUGUCCUGAGCCCCCUGUGUGCCACAUCUGUCCUGCAUUCAUGCAUUUUAUUUUACUGGCAGAAGCAAUGCCAAAUGCCUCUGCAGUAAGAAGUGCUAAAUACUUUAGCUUUUAGCUAAGUGGCCUCCUGCAAAACACUCAGUUUUUCCCAUGGCAUUUUUGCAUCCAGGAUACCUUUUUCUUUCUUUUUUUUCACAGUAAUUGAUGAAAAUGAGAUUUUUUUUUUUUCCUUCCCUUUCAGUACCAGAAUUAAUGUCUGCUCGUGCUGACUUUCAUAAUGUUGAGUUCUUGCUCAGAUCAAGGGCAUUUUUAUAUGAAACUGUAAAAUGUUUUCAUUUCUCAGUAAUACUUUGGUGCAAUAAAAGCUGCAGAUUCCACCUGUGCAAAUUUCAGAAAAGAAGUGAAAAUCUUCAAUGUUGAGUUGUAAACACAAAAUAUUAGUGAAGCCCCGUGGGGUCACAGAGGGGAUCUUGACCUUCAAACUGCAUUAGGCAUGGAAGUACCACAGUUAAAGACAUGAUGCACCUUCUUAUCCCACUUCCAGCCUUAGGUUUAUGACACAGAUGCCCCAGCUCGUGCUCUGGAAGAGCAGCCAAGCAUUGGGCAGGGCUGGAUUCAGUUAAAAAGAGUUAAAAUGGCCUUGGACAACUGCACAGCUCCUGUGCUGUGCCCCUGAAAUGUCCUGGAGAGCAGAGGUGUAAGUGAGCAAGAGGUGGGGGAGAACUUAAAGGGAGAUGGAAAAGACACUGAAGAGAAAUUUGGAAUGGAUGGAAACCUUCAGCUCUUCUGGUCACCCCCCUGCCAGCGACCCCUCUGACUGUGGCAGUGAUCCCAAAGGAUGGGACCAUCCAGAUGAGGAGCAUCAGGCUCACAGGGGUGUCUGUAGGCUUGUUGGAAUUUGCAGGUGUCCUAAAUAUUAAUUAUAGUUGAGGGAAAGGAUAUUGUAAGAAUACCUAUGUGAAAGUUAACUCGGACACUCAUCUUCUAAAACCCACAGUCAUAAGGAGUUUUCUUAAUUCCAGUGGAUCUCACCAGGCUGCAGGUGUUCUACCUGUUUUGCAGGACUUUUGUUUGCCAGGUUCAUGUUCUUUCCAAGUGGGGAAGGCAGGGACAAAGGCUGUAUUUUCACUACUGGCACAUUUGCUUGUGAGCUUCAAAUAUGGGGCUUUGUCAGAGAGCUGGUUGUGUCUGUUCUAGGGAUGAGCACGAGUAAUUCCCAUGGACAUGGGCUUGAGAGAUCAGAGUUUGGGGACUCUGGUGCCAAGAAGAGGCAGCUUUGUCACCUCCCUCUGUGUCACUGCCUUCCCAAGGCAGCCCAGUCCCAGUUACAAGGAGGGGCUUGGCUUUGCAAAGUUCUCUGGUCUCCAUCUCCUGCUGCAGAACGGGAAUUUGAAUGAUCUCUCUUGCUCUAGUCCUGUCUGCAUUGAGCAGUGGCAGAUUCCAGCUUCCAGCUCCUCUCCCAGGGGAGUCAAAACUCCUGAACCACAGCCUGAGUUCAGGGAGGGUUGUUGUGUUCAUUGGCUGCAGUGCUGGGCACAGUGAGCUGCAGCAAAAACAGUUUUCUGUGUAAUGUUUUUUAACAGCAGUCCUUGAUGCAGAGACUAAAGUGUGAUUUGCAGCCCAUCGUGAGGGACUCGAAGCUGAAUUUAUUCCAAAGGACCAAAGCCACUAAGUUUGAUUCACAGCUGACUCUGCAUUUUUCUCAAAGCCAAGAGGUGUGGAAAAGUAUUUCCAGCUGAGACCCUGAUUUCACCCAGCAGAUAAUUUAGCUUCAAAGUUAAACCUGGACUUUCAUAAAAUGCCACAUUCCUGGCCUGUUUAGGACUUUUCCACAUUAAUGACUUCUGCAGGUUAAAGAAUAAUGUGUCCAUCAUUCAUUUCACCUCCUGAGGAGCACAGCGAAUACACAAAAACGGGUCAUAAACCCACAGUAUCAUAAGAGAGAAAAGAGAAAACUAAAGGCAGAAUUACAGGGAAUAGGUUGGGAAGGGUCAUGUAGGGCUCCCAAGAGCCCUCCCAUGGGUCAGCCUGGGUCCCCUUUGCUUCCCUGCCACAGCCCCUUCCCGCUGUGACGUGUUGGGAGCUCCCCAGCUGCUCCCACCCCAGCCUGGUGUGAGUUCUCCUUGCUGGAGGCACCAUGUGAAGCUGCCCAAACACUGCUUGGUGUUCCUGCCCUUGGAGAUUUGCUCAGCCCUGGCAGGAGGCCGUGUGAUCACCAGGGAUGGCCUUGGGGAGCUCCACUGCUGGGAAAGGGAGCCCAAUCCUCUUGGAUGGCAGCCAAGGGAUGAAUUAGCUCCGUCCUCUCGCCUGGGACUCUGCCCUGGCAGGAGAGAAAACCAGCACUGAGCUAAUCCUGCUGUGUGACAGAGCUUCCCACACCUCCCAGUCAGCCUUGCCCUCUGCAUCAGGAAUUGGCUCAGGAUCAGAGCUGGAAAACAAAGCAGAAGGUGCUCCAGUGGAUUGGGGGGGUCACUCUUGGCCAGAAGGGGAAGGGCCCCAUCACAGGGAGCACAGUGGUCAUGCACCACCAGCUCUGUUCCUGUGCUCAGGGCUGAGCUCUGAGAGCCAGAGCAGAGGGGUUGGCUUGUCUUUGAUGUGCCACUCACACAUUUAUUGUCUAAUUCAGUCAUUUUCCUUAUUUAGCAAAAAACCCAAAGGUGUGCUGAUAAAGGCACUGGUACAGCACUGCCCGUGGCUGUGACAGCUUUUCUGCAGAGACCAGAGGACACUCAAGGACAAAUAGCUGGGAAGCCUCUGGGACACACUGUUUGCAGGGCUCUUUUCCCAGCCUAACUGAGUUACUUGACUGGGAAUCCCAUAAGACACGAAGACAUUUCUCAGUAACCAAAUUUGUAUUGAUUUUCCUAGUCAAUAAGAAAUACCAGACUCUAUAGUUAAAGAGAUUUAAAGGCUUACAUUAGAUUUGCCUUUUGACUGAUAUCGAGGGUAAUCUGCAAUAGUGGAAAUGAAAGAGGUUCCCAUCCCCUUCUGUCUCUGCUUCCAUGAGGAACAGCAAGUUCCUAUGGAGGCACAAGUGUUGCUGUCAGCUCUCUGCACUGUCAGACCACAGUGGGCACUUAGGGGCUGUUGUCACAUCAGUUAUUGAACCGUGCAAAUUUAUGAGCAAAGUCAUAGUAGGUAAUUCAAGCAGAUUGUAAACACCUCAGAUCUAAGGCUGUGAGUCAAAUAACCCACUAUCCACGAACAAAACAAAGCCUAAAAUUAGUCACAGAGUGAUGCAACACAACCUGCAGACUCAGGUUGGAAAGGACACGUUUCAGGCUUCUUUCACUAAUCCAAGCCAGUGUUUCAGUAAUGAAUGUACCAGCAGAUGAUUUUUUCCUGAUCUCCUGAUGGAUGGCUGUUCUUGGUAACCCUGCUGCAGGAAAGCCCUCCCUUCAGGGAAGCUCUUAAGCACAUGCAGAAUUCCAGGCGUGCACAGACUCCCCACUGAAGCUGAGAGUGUGCUCAGGGCUGAGGAUGUGCUUAAGAGCCUCCCUAAAUGAGGGCCCUGAUGUACAGUUUAGAGGGAAGAAUAUAUGCUGCUCAGUAGUCAAAGCAAUCCAAUUUACAUAAAUAUUUAUUUGUUU